UUUUUUUUUUAAGAUUAUUUACUUCUUUGAGAGGCAGAGUUACUGACAGAGAAAUACAGAGCUGUUCCAUUUGGUGGAUCAAUCCCAAAUGACCGCAACAGCCAGGGCUGGCCAGGCUGAAGCCAGGAGCUUCUUCUGGGUCUCCCGCUUGAGUGUAGAGGCCCAAGUACUUAGACCACCUUCUGCUGCUUUCCAAGGUGCAUUAGCAGGGAGUUGGAUCAGAAGUGGAACAGCCGGGACUUGAACCACCAUCCACAUGAGUUGGCAGUGUUGCAGGCUCCGGCCCAUCACUCUUUUCAUACUUACCCUCUGCUGAAUGCCAGUGACCAGCAACCUGCCUGUCUUUCCCAGAGAGGCUCCCGGACCGCUGCAGGGCUCCGAAGACAGCUAGGGCCCAGAAACAGCAGCAGGAAGGGCACGCACACUUCCCCAGGGGAUAAGACUCUUCCUCCCCGUUAACCAUUACCCCACUGCUUCCCAGGCAGCGUCUUCAAGGAGGCGGGACCUGGGAGGGGGUGAGUGGGAGGGUCAGCUGGUUGAAAUGGACCUUGUCCCUGCUCUGAGCACUGGGCGACUGGUCCAACCAUGAAGGCAGCUGCAGAUCUUCAGGACACAGCAGCCCUGAAGUUUAAGUUUAAUCCAAAGCUGGGCAUUGAUAAUCCUGUCCUCUCCCUGGCUGAAGACCGAGACCCCUCUGAUCCCUGGAGCCUGGAACGGCCUCGCUUCUGCCUGCUGAGCAGAGAGGAGGGCGGGAGUUUUGGCUUCCACCUGCAGCAGGAGGCGGGCAGGGCUGGGCAUGUGGUGUGCAGGGUGGACCCAGGCAGCUCUGCCCAGCGCCAGGGUCUCCAGGAAGGGGACCGGAUUCUGGCGGUGAACAAUGACGUCGUGGAACAUGAAGACUAUGCAAAGGUGGUGCGCUGCAUCCGGGCCAGCGGCCCUCGGGUGCUGCUGACGGUUGUGGCUCGACACGUGCAUGAUGUGGCCCGAGCUCAGCAUGGGGACGACGCCCACCUCUGUCCUGCCCUGGGCCCCCAGGUCCGACCACGGCUGUGCCACGUAGUGAAAGAUGAGGGUGGCUUUGGCUUCAGUGUCACCCACGGCCAUCGGGGCCCUUUCUGGCUGGUGCUGUGUGCUGGAGGAGCGGCUGAGCGUGCAGGGGUGCCCCCUGGGGCCCGGCUGCUGGAAGUGGACGGGAUCAGUGUGGAGAAGUUCACUCACAGCCAACUCAGCAGGAAGCUUUGGCAGAGUGGAGAGCAAGUGACCCUGCUGGUGGCAGGGCCAGAGGUGGAGGAGCAGUGUCGCCAGCUGGGAAUGCCCCUGGCUGCCCCCCUGGCAGAGGGCUGGGCACUGCCUACCAGGCCCCGAUGUCUGCAGCUGGAGAAAGGGCCUCAGGGCUUCGGGUUCCUGCUCCGGGAGGAGAGGGGCCUUGAUGGUCGCCUUGGGCAGUUCCUGUGGGAGGUGGACCCAGGACUGCCUGCCGAGAAGGCCGGGAUGCAGGCUGGGGACCGGCUGGUGGCUGUGGCUGGGGAGAGCGUGGAGGGGCUGGGCCACGAGGAGACAGUGUCCAGGAUCCGGGCACAGGGCGCUUGUGUCUCUCUCGUCGUCGUCGACCCUGAGGCUGACCGCUUCUUCAGAAUGGUGCGCCUCUCCCCACUCCUCUUCUUGGAGCACACAGAGGCCAUCGCCGCCACCCAGGACACCCACGUGGCUGCUCUGGUUGAGUCCGAGGAUGCGUGCCUUGAAGAUGCCGCCGAGCCUCCACUCCCUCCUGGCUCCUGCCGGUGCCUCCUGUACCCUGGGCCUGGCGGUGGCUAUGGCUUCCGACUCAGUUAUGUGGCCAGUGGGCCUUUUCUCUUUAUCUCCCAGGUGACUCCAGGAAGCUCCGCUGCCCGCGCAGGGCUGCAAAGGGGAGACAUGGUUCUGGAGGUGAACGGGGUCUCCGUGGGUGGAGAUGGCACCCCGCAAAGGCUUCAGCAGCUGGCGGAGGCGGAGCCACCCCUCUGCCUGAAGCUGGCGGCCAGGUCUCAGUGGGGCUCGGAGGCCUGGACUCCCCCCGGGUCUGGAGAGCCAGCCCGAGGUGGUGGCAAGGAUGCUAUCACUCAGCCGGAAGCUGGGGCUGGAGGACUUGGACACCACCCACCGCAGCACUGCCCGGGAGCCCCCUCCCUUGCCAUGGCCCAGCUGUCAGCAGAAGGGCUGGGGCAGAGGCCUCGGGGGCCUCAGGUGCCGGGGGAUGUCCCUCGGUGGCUGUAGAUGGCUGCACCCCGAGGACUAAGUUUUGCCUGAGAAGGGGGUGCUGUGGGGCUGGCUGGGCUGGAAGCCCUCUGGGACUUGACCUAGGUGCCACUCUGGGACUCUCUGGGUCCAAGAAUUGGGAGACCCAGCAACCCCCUCCCUGAGUGGGCACCUUCGGGCUGGGGGGGCUGGCCCCUGGACGCUGUGUGUCUGUUAUUUAAAUGGCCUUUCCCCAUAAAUCGGACUGCCUGUGUUUUUGUUGGUGGAGAUAUGGGGCAGUGGUUUAAAGGGAGCUGGAGGUCCCAGGCUCGGGGGCUGGGCUCCAGUUUCUGUAGGAGAAGGGGUGGGACUUUGCCGGUUUUCUCUCUCAUCACUCAGCCUUGUGGAUCAAGGGACGGGAUGCUCAGAACAGAGGUGUCCCCACGGAAGCCACUCCUCUAUGACAAAAGGCCACAGCCCACGGUUCAGCUGAGUUCUCCUUCAGGAUGUUUUAUUUCUGGGGUCUCAGAGGGUCCCAGAGCCCAGAGGCUGGCAGCUUCAAAGAU
Oryctolagus cuniculus (rabbit) is the source of this 2780-nucleotide messenger RNA. RefSeq names its product NHERF family PDZ scaffold protein 4 (gene NHERF4). Gene Ontology annotation, cellular component: apical plasma membrane. The record is from RefSeq and is a predicted model, not a curated record. Gene Ontology annotation, molecular function: signaling receptor binding; protein-membrane adaptor activity. Lineage: Eukaryota; Metazoa; Chordata; Mammalia; Lagomorpha; Leporidae. Gene Ontology annotation, biological process: protein localization to plasma membrane.